AUGUACAAUGUGAAUUCCACCAUUUUGCGCAAGGUACUGGACUGGGCGCAGUACCACAAGGACGACCCACAGCCCAUUGGCGAGGACGAGAGCAAGGAGAAGCGCAGCGACGACAUCAUCUCGUGGGAUUCCGAUUUCCUUAAGGUAGACCAGGGCACGCUCUUCGAGCUAAUAUUCGCCGCCAUUUAUCUGGAUAUCAAGGGCUUGCUCGAGCUGACUUGCAGGACCGUGACCAAUAUGAUUAAGGGCAAGACUCCAGAGGAGAUACGCAAAACUUUCAACAUCAAGAAGGACUUCAGUUUCGCCGAGGAGGAGCAGGUGCGCAAGGAGAACGAGUGGUGCGAGGAGAAGUGAGACGAGUUAACGGCGGUUACUCAGCUGCUGGCUGAUUACACAAUAAUUU
Molecule: messenger RNA, 403 nt
Organism: Drosophila obscura
Lineage: Eukaryota; Metazoa; Arthropoda; Insecta; Diptera; Drosophilidae
Product: S-phase kinase-associated protein 1-like
Exons: 2
Coding region: 1-354 (117 amino acids)
Biological process (GO): SCF-dependent proteasomal ubiquitin-dependent protein catabolic process
Cellular component (GO): cytoplasm; nucleus
Molecular function (GO): cullin family protein binding
Source: RefSeq, a predicted model, not a curated record